Messenger RNA from Cladocopium goreaui, 2862 nucleotides. The record is from the annotation of a GenBank genome assembly. Lineage: Eukaryota; Dinophyceae; Suessiales; Symbiodiniaceae.
AUGGAAGACAAUGACUUGGGCAAUCCGCAGCUGGCGGAAGAGCCAUUGGUAUGGAGGCACCCGCAGGAGCCCAUCCUGACCGUCGAGGGCUCCACGCAUUUGGUGUUUCUGCAAGGCAAAUAUCCGUCCAAAGUAGCUUAUCGCGAAGGCCAGGGAACUAUUUUGUUCUGGGACCUUGGCUAUCUUUGGGAUGUUUUUCGUGAAGAAGCUGAAGAGCGUCAAAGCUCCAAAUUUCUCAACGACUUUAAACGCCUUGCCAUGUGUGAUGAGUUGGAGAAUGAGCUUCACAUUCGGGGCAAGGUGGACAGGCCAAAUGCUUUGAGCGCAAACUGUGCGGCAACUGGUUUGGUCUUGACAUACUUAAGUCGAGUGGCUGAUGUUACGCGCACUACUUCGAAAAUGCAAUUAGCUUUGGGCUACCUCAGGUUCGUCGUUGGACUGGCUGUGGACUUGUCUUGGGAAAAUAGGGGCUUGGACCUGGGUGACAUGGUAGAUUCAGCUGGAAUGGUCACCAAUUUCCAACAGCUUCUUCGGCAAAAGCAUUUAGCCGUGGUGGACGCGUGGAGACAGCAAUGGGAGUCCAUGAGGGAGCAGUUGUCCACGUCUUGGCCAGAGGGCAAUGAUCAGCCCUUGCCUUUGCUGGAUGUAGCCAUGUUUUUGACUUUGGCCAAGAGAAUCAGAAGAUCCCAAGGAAAACAACGCUGGAAGAAGAUAAGCGGUGAUUUGGUGGAAUCCUUGUUGAAACAGCUUCUGAAAGGUCUUGCAGAUGUUCUCCACAUAAAGAUUCUUUCGAAUUUGCAGCUCUACCGCGCUGGCCCUGAUGUGCAGCUCCCUUCGCGCAAAUAUUCCAGGCAACUCGAAGAAGCGGAUGAACAAGCAAUUGUGGGAGAGAGCGGUGCCAUUGGAAACAGUCCUGGCAAGAAGGUUACCAAACGAUUGCAUCCCAACGAGGUGUGGGACUUGGUAUGUCAAGCUCAAGAUGAGCACCUUAGCUUGCAUCGGUUGGCCAAAGUGAAACGCGGUAGCUCCGCAGGGUCUGCUUGUGCUUGGCAGAACAAGCUGCUGAGCAUGUACUUUGCACGUACGCAAUUGUUGUUCAAGUUUUCCCGACAUCUGACACUUAUCACAGAUGGAAGCACCCACGGAGGCCGCAACACAAUUGUUACUGUAGCCUUUGAUCCUCUCUUGAACACUGCGGGAUUUGCCCCGUGCCAAGCCCUGUCAGCAGCCAAGUGCGUUGGCCCUGGCGAGUUCGAUGUCGAAGAUGAUGUUGAGCGGCUUCUGGCUAGACGAGAAGCGGACCGUGUAAGCAGCUACCGGCUGCUCCAAUCGUUGAGCUACCAGAUCUACCUCAUCACAGCUGGGAACUUGGAUUUAGAAUGUUUUCAAGUACCAGUGACCUUCAGCAAAGCCCUCCAACGAAUGAAGCCUGGUUGGAGACGAGUGGUGUUAAACAAUGGCAACCUCAGAAUCUUGUUCUCAGAUGGCAGCUCGGAGAUCUUUGAUGUGAACAUGGCAGUGAACACUUUGCCAUCGCUAACUGUGAUGCAAGACCAGGGAUCUGUCGGCGCAGCAGGAUUUGCGUUUCUGCUGGACCAAGGGUUCAUGAUACACACAGAGUUCGACAAAUUCCAUCGCCUGCAACGGGACAUGAGAUUGAGCCAGGAUGACCCUGUCGUCCAGGAAUACAUUGACCGCGUUGGCGCAGACUUCCAAAUGCCUACUGUCACGUUUGAAGAUCAGCAAGCUGUCUUGGAUUCUUUGUGGCAAAACCUUGUUUCGUGGAGGCUUAAGUCUGAAGCUCCCGAAUCGAGCAGGUGGUUUUCGUGGCUAUCUGCUGCGCAUCUCCAAAUGAGAGAAUGGUGGGCCUCACGUAUGGUAUUGCGGUGGUACUUGCCAGAAGCAGAGGAUCCUGACAGAGAAGACGCAAAAAAGUUUCAAGAACUGAAAAAGUCUGGAGUUGGCGGGCUCCACUUGGGAUUCCAAUGUUUAUCCGAAAGAUAUUGGGAGAAUUGCAUGAUUUUGUUGGUGGCGGGUAGGCCUCUGUGGUCUUACUACUCCGAGCAAGUCGAAGAAAUUCAAAAUGCCGAAGAUGGAUUCAAAUAUGCUUUGCACAUGGAAGCCAACUGGCAGGCAUGCGCUCAACUGGUGGAACUCGCCGCCUUGGUUUCUACAGCUGGAAAAGAUGAAUGGAAACCGGUUGCCAGAUGGGCAAUCGAUGAACAAGAUUUUUCCUCGAAAGCUUGGACUUAUGUGGUUGACCUUUUGGAGCACAGGGCAGGAAGUUUGGCAAAACAUUCCUCGGGGUGUGCAGCCUAUGCUUCGCUGGUGGAAGGGUCUGCCGCUGGCCUGUGCAAAUUCAAAACAGACUUCUGCUUACUCUUGAGCUUCGAAGGAUCAACCGCAGACUCUGGCUCUCUGCUGGAAGACCUACAUUUGGUUUUUUCCGCGCCCCUACGUUUGGUGGCAACUGCGCUUGAAGUCCAUGGUUGGGAGCUUUCUGCGAGAACUGUGCCUGCUGUGCAGAUGCUUCGCUCGAUGGUCUUCAGUGUUCCAGACAGCAAAUUGAUUGAAGAUGUGCACCAGAGGUUACGAAACGCUCAAAAGGCUCGACCAAAUGACAGAAUGACGCCCGCGUGUGUGCAGCAAAUCUGCAAUCAUUGCAAUGUGUUGGACAGCAGGAAGAUUCGACACGGCCCAGUCAUCACAAGGAAGGGUUUUUUUGGAAAACCUUCGCAAAACAAAUCGCCAUUUCCAGCCUCGCAAGCAUGGCAGACCGCGCAAUCACAAACUUCAUGCGAAAUUUGGUCACAUCAUGAAGAACCGAACUUGGCCUGCUCUCACAGAACCAGCUUUGGUUAG